UGCCAGUUUGUUGCUUGUCAUUAGUCCCAUGUUUUAUGUCGUGCAUGAGCUACAGAAAAAAACGAUCUAGUCCAACCAGCUGAGUAUUAUUAUCCAGUUAUUUUCUACCUACAUUUAUUAGUAAGCAAAAAACAACAACUGAAGAACCUGCCAUGGCGCUCAGCGAUGCCGACGUACAGAAACAGAUCAAACAUAUGAUGGCCUUCAUUGAACAGGAGGCCAAUGAGAAAGCAGAAGAAAUUGAUGCAAAGGCAGAAGAGGAGUUCAACAUUGAGAAGGGCCGUCUGGUGCAGACCCAAAGGCUGAAGAUCAUGGAGUACUAUGAGAAAAAAGAAAAGCAGAUCGACCAGCAGAAGAAAAUUCAGAUGUCCCACCUGAUGAACCAGGCUAGACUGAAGGUGCUGAAGGCUCGUGAUGACAUGAUCUCGGAUCUGCUAACUGAGGCUCGUCAGAGGCUGGCCAACAUUGCUAAGGACCCAGCGAGGUACCCUGCCUUGUUGGAGGGGCUAGUUCUGCAGGGAUUCUACCAACUGCUGGAACCCAAAGUGAAAAUUCGCUGCCGGCAGCAGGACAUUGCCAUGGUGCAGGCUGCUGUACAGAAAAACAUCCCCAUCUAUAAAGAUGCUGUGAAGAGCAACAUUGAGGUCGGCAUUGACAAAGACCGGCACCUUUCACCAGACAUCUCUGGAGGUAUUGAGAUGUACAACGCUAAUGGGAAGAUCAAGGUAGCCAACACCCUGGAGAGCAGGCUAGACCUCAUGGCCCAGCAGAUGAUGCCUGAGGUCAGAACGGCUCUGUUCGGUGCCAACCCGAACCGUAAGUUUUUGGACUAAAAGAUGAUGCUGAUGGAGACAAAGGUUAAGGGAUCAUUGGAUGUGUUACUGCAAACAAGCCUCUUAUUUGGAUUGGAUAUGUGGAAAGUUGAGCAGAGCCUAAGAACACCCUGUCUCUGUGCUGGUUAAAAAUGCCUCUCUAUGAUCUUCCCAACUUUAAGCACUUAUCUCUAUGAUCUUCCAAAGUAAGAAACAGUUUUAUGAGACACGAUGUGAGGGAGAAUGUGUGUUGACUGGUGUUAAGGGUAGGUGGCUUUCCCAAGUGUUUUAUACUACUGCCUCAGUUUACCACUGCUCCCCUCCCAUCACUAAGGGUUGUCUGAUUGUCCCUUUACUUUCCCUUGAGGAAUAAUUAAGGUAUUGCUUGUUUACUGUAAGGUAUCCAAACACCUGACGGUGGCUACCGCUGUAUUCCUUUUGAUGUUUAUGUUUGUGUAUUUUGUGUUGAAUGGGAAUAUAUUGGAUUGGCGAAUGGAUGUCUUUUAUUGUUACUUACCCAUGUGAUUAACAAUACAUAUGCAACACAGAAACAUGAAUAUUCACACUCUUUA
This is a messenger RNA of Coregonus clupeaformis (lake whitefish), 1384 nucleotides long. Its product is annotated as V-type proton ATPase subunit E 1. The record is from RefSeq and is a predicted model, not a curated record. Bases 153 to 833 code for a protein of 226 amino acids. Gene Ontology annotation, molecular function: proton-transporting ATPase activity, rotational mechanism. Lineage: Eukaryota; Metazoa; Chordata; Actinopteri; Salmoniformes; Salmonidae. The transcript has 9 exons. Gene Ontology annotation, cellular component: proton-transporting two-sector ATPase complex, catalytic domain. Gene Ontology annotation, biological process: proton transmembrane transport.